CGAUUUGACGCGUUACAUAUGCGUUCACAAACUCACUAGAUUUAUUAUAAACACACACACAUAACACAUCAGAAGCUCAAAGUCACAUGGAGGUUAAAAACCACACAGAUUUACACACAACCGCAGAUAAAACAUGAAAAAACGACAGACAGAAAUAUAUACGCCCAUUAUGAGCGAUGACUUUAUAGAGGCUCCGUGUCUGUCAGAUUGUCAACAGUGUGUCUAACACAGGAAACACUGUUUCAUAACAACACUCAUACGAUUUCACAUUGAAUUAUAUAUAUUUGUUUUCUUAUUUUACAUUAUUAUUAUUUUCGAGCAAAACUGCUGAAUUACUAUGCAUAGAGCAAUGUCCCGUUUUAAAUGUACAGUGUACAAGAACAGUGUUUAGUGCCUGAUACUUUAUUACUGAGACAAAGAAUGAGAAUAUGAAGAACUGCAUCUGUGGAAAGCCUGAUUAGUGGUUAAAGUUACACAUCAAGAAGAUGGCUUUCAGGCUUGUCGUGCGGAGAGUUUGUCGAGUGUCUGUGAGAGAUUUCAGCAGUCUUUCCGUCACAGUCUCGCGCUCCUCGUCAUUCUCAUCCUGUCUGAGCGCGUCUCGCGCCACACAGCCGCUCCUCUCGCGCUCGCUCCCGCGGCUCCCGCUCGCCUCCAGCAGGAGCGUGUCGUUUAACGUGCAGGACCACGACGACUUCACCGAGAGGGUCAUCAACAGCCAGCUGCCCGUCCUCAUAGACUUCCACGCACAAUGGUGCGGCCCCUGUAAAAUCCUCGGCCCUCGGCUGGAAAAGGCUAUCGCCAAACAGAAGGGUCGAGUCACCAUGGCCAAAGUCGACAUCGACGAACACACAGACCUCGCCAUCGAGUACGGGGUGUCGGCCGUUCCCACGGUGAUCGCCAUGCGCGGCGGCGAUGUCAUCGACCAGUUUGUGGGCAUCAAAGAUGAAGACCAGCUAGAUUCUUUUGUGCAGAAGCUGAUUGGACAGUGAAGCUGUCAGUCACCGCCCCUCUAGUCCCGCCCACCUCCUGCUGGAAACUCCAUUACAUCUAAUUACAUACACAGACAACUGCAACCUGCUUCACCAUCUGUCCUGCUUUCAUUAACUGCGUGUGUGUGUGUCGUUACAUGUUUGUUAGAGGGUCUGGGGCAGUGCACCAUGUUUACUGCGGUAACAAUGUAGUAAAGUGUUCUUGGACAUCAUUCAGCCGCUGUACUUUGCUUUGGAGGAGAACUGAUCGGCCGUACGACUCAUCCGGUCCACACGAGGGCGACCUUCCUCUCGCUCUCCUUCCUUUUACACCUGAAUGCCUACUAAUGUGAAAGUGUGUGAUGAUUACAGACGUGUGUUUGUCUCCGUUUGGUUUUCUUUCUUUUUUGGUUAUGACUGUGAAUUUCGUGCAGGAUGCAUGGGAUUGAUGAUGUUUAGACUUUAACUCAUAUAAACUGUAAUAUAACCCACUAGUCAAGUGAAAUUAUGAAUAAAGCAACUGUACAAUAUUUAA
This is a messenger RNA of Megalobrama amblycephala (Wuchang bream), 1503 nucleotides long. RefSeq names its product thioredoxin 2 (gene txn2). Gene Ontology annotation, cellular component: mitochondrion. The record is from RefSeq and is a predicted model, not a curated record. Gene Ontology annotation, biological process: cell redox homeostasis. The transcript has 4 exons. The coding region runs from base 486 to 989 and encodes 167 amino acids. Lineage: Eukaryota; Metazoa; Chordata; Actinopteri; Cypriniformes; Xenocyprididae. Gene Ontology annotation, molecular function: protein-disulfide reductase activity.